Molecule: messenger RNA, 2104 nt
Organism: Actinia tenebrosa (Australian red waratah sea anemone)
Lineage: Eukaryota; Metazoa; Cnidaria; Anthozoa; Actiniaria; Actiniidae
Product: histone H4
Cellular component (GO): nucleosome
Molecular function (GO): protein heterodimerization activity; DNA binding; structural constituent of chromatin
Source: RefSeq, a predicted model, not a curated record
CUUUUUGGUUAGUUCUCUUGCUAUAAAUAAUGGAUAGUUAUCAUUGUGGUCAUUCAGUUUUAUACGUUCUGAAACUAACAGUUCAAAAUGUCUGGUCGCGGUAAAGGAGGAAAAGGUCUAGGAAAAGGAGGCGCCAAGCGUCAUCGUAAGAUCCUUCGGGACAACAUCCAGGGUAUCACCAAGCCCGCCAUCCGUCGUCUUGCUCGUCGUGGUGGAGUCAAGAGAAUCUCUGGUCUGAUCUACGAAGAGACCCGUGGUGUCCUCAAGGUUUUCCUUGAGAAUGUCAUCCGUGAUGCUGUUACCUACACCGAGCACGCCAAAAGAAAGACCGUCACAGCCAUGGAUGUUGUGUAUGCUUUGAAACGCCAAGGACGUACCCUGUACGGAUUUGGUGGUUAGAUGAGUUAUUAACUCGAUAACACAAACAACGGCUCUUUUAAGAGCCACCACAUGAAACAAAAGUCAUGGCUAUGCUUAAGUAAAACAUAUUUUUCUUAUUUCCACAAAAAGCAUCUUCUAAGCAAUAAUAAUUUAUAUACACUUAUAAAGCGCAAGUUAGCACAAAAUGUUCAUCUGCGCUGGGUAAUCAAGCAAAUUGCUAUGACCGUAGCUGAUCAAAUUCAAACUCUACCACCAUGGGGCAUUGGCAUAAAACUUAAAAAUUUAUCCAACCUUGAAACAGGGUUCGUGGUAAACCGUUGCGUUAGCAUCACAAUCAUUAUUUUACUGAUAGUAAACCAACCAAAAAUGGUGGGGAAAAAAACUUUUCUAAGCUACGAACUAAAUGCAGACUUCAGCUUGUUUCAACAUAUCGAAUUGACUUGCAUAUUUAACUCCGUUUCGUUGUUUACAGUUAAUAUUUUGUUUCGUUUCUGACUUCGUCGUUUACUGUAAGCCGGGCAUAAGGUGGCGUUCUACAUUUGCAACAUUCUCGCAGAGAAAGUCUAAAAUAGAUACAAAAAUUACUGACAUUGCACAUAAGUUUCAGUUAAACUUUGGCCUUGUAAGGGAGGGCGCCAUUACUUGGGAAAUACAUUAGAAUAUUGUACGCUCGAUUUUGGUUUCUCCGGCUUCGUAUUUAGCCUUUUGUGCCACAGAACUGGUCAGAGAACGCUAAGAUCUGACUCAGCAAGAUUCGUAAUAAGAAACAACCAUUUAAUGGACGACUUUUCAGUGGUUCUUGAAAUGAAAAAAUCUUUAUUCGGGUUGAGUGUUGAAAACAAAAAAGGAAUCCAACCAAAUAACUGCUAAAACGCUUUUAACAUUUACUUUUUACUCAUAAAAACGUCUGGUGAUCUUAAGAGUCGCCAGAGACCAACGCUGAGAGAAAAAGUAUGAAAGAAUUAUUUUUAGUUUCUCCAACCCUGUACUCAAACUAUGGUAUUGCAGUAGCCACAAUCUACGCCGAACAUUUACAUAACAAAAGAAGAUGGUUGGAAAAUAUUUCAUGAUGUCAAGAAUUCUGGCAAUCAAUCCCAUUAAAUUUUCAUUGGUUUGUCGUACUUUUAGACAUACAAUAUUUGACCUUGUGGAUCUCUGAUGUAGGGUUUGUUAAAGCAAAUGUUAUCUGAUUUGUCGAUAUAAAAGUAAGCCAAUAUUUUUCUUUUCCUUUCAACGUAGUUGAAUAAAAGUGUCUUAUGAAAGAUACGAAUUUUCGUCAUUAAUAUAGAUGUCAUCACCAUCAGUACAAACUCAAGAUAAACCAAUGCUAUCAUUAAAAUAUUAAACUACAGGAUGUGAUUGUACCACCAAAGAUGUUGUUUGCUAUGAUCUUGAUUCAGUUUCGCGUCGACCGAUAUGGUGUGAUUGAAGGGCUGUCCAGUAUCAGCUGAACCACUGCCCUUUCAACUGAGCUUUCUUCGUUUGUUUGGCUGCAUUUUUUCGUUAUCAAAUGGCGAAAAGCUCUCGGCAGCCGGUUUUAGUACAAUAUUGGGAAUGAGCACCUUUAAAUAUAGCCUCACUGAAAUGCUUUCCUUGUCAUCUUGGUCUUUCUUUACGUGGUAGUGUGGCUCCGGCGAAUAUUUGUCAAAAUCCAUAUUUCUUCUUUAUUCGUAUACGAUUCUCGCCAUCGAUCUGUAAAUUUAAUCAACUGAAUACACUCAAA